This is a messenger RNA of Klebsormidium nitens, 1529 nucleotides long. Lineage: Eukaryota; Viridiplantae; Streptophyta; Klebsormidiophyceae; Klebsormidiales; Klebsormidiaceae. The record is from the annotation of a GenBank genome assembly.
GCAUUUCCUGAUUACCUAAUCAGCAGGGCUGAGCAGCGAAUGAUUCGCUCAGGGCGCCUGCCAACAGGGUGCCGCUGUCAACAGCCUGCUUUCGUACUUUCAGCGCUGCAUGACAGCCUGCGAUGAGGGUUCAAGGCCUUUGGGAACUUGGAUCAGAGCAAACUAGGUUAAGAGAGUUUGUGCGCUUGCGCAGCGUCCGGUGAUCGGGCCGCUCUUUCGGCCCCGAAUUCAAGCUUUGUAUUUGAGAGCUGUUCUCUGGACAAGUCCUCUGGUGGGGCCACAAUGACGAAAGUCAAGCAUUCCGGUAGCGUCUAGCGACAGAGCGCUUGUCUCUUAGCUAUUCAGUGCAUAGAAAGUUCGAUCUAGAAUAAGUGUUGCCAGAGACGGUGGUAUGCGAUUCCAAAGCAAGGGGGUCUAAGGUUUUAAGGCAGGGGAAUUCUCGUUGGCAUUCUCAGCUAUCUCAGGGGGAAAAUUGAAUCUUGCGGCUAGAAUACGGCAGCUGUUCUGGGUCUAGCUACAUGUGGUGAUUUUGGGAGUGUCCUCCUGAAGACUCUGAGAAGAUAGGGACAGCAAUCUUGCGGAGCGAAUUAGUGGCGGGGGGUUAGCAGCGAGAUCAUGGCUAGCACGUCCGCUGCACCCCCUGCAAGCUUGGAAGGGAAUGAGGAGGUCGAUGCCGAGAAGCAUCCCUCAGGAAUCAUCCCAACUUUACAGAAUAUUGUAGCCACGGCGAAUAUGGGCUGCCAGUUGGACCUCAAGGCCAUUGCCAUGCAGGCGCGCAAUGCUGAGUACAAUCCAAAGCGGUUUGCUGCCGUGAUCAUUCGGAUACGAGAGCCAAAAACGACGGCCCUGAUUUUUGCCUCAGGCAAGAUGGUGUGUACUGGCGCAAAAAGCGAGGAGAAUGCCAGGACUGCCGCUCGGAAAUACGCAAGAAUCGUCCAAAAGCUCGGGUUCCCCGUCACCUUCAAAGACUUCAAAAUCCAAAAUAUAGUUGCGUCCUGUGACGUCAAAUUUCCCAUCCGAUUAGAAGGUCUAGCGUACGCCCAUCAGAUGUUUUCAAACUACGAGCCGGAGCUGUUCCCUGGUCUGAUCUACCGGAUGCGGUCUCCAAAGAUUGUCCUCCUUAUCUUCGUGUCGGGCAAAGUCGUUCUCACGGGCGCCAAGCAACGAGACGAGAUUUACAAGGCUUUCGAAAAUAUCUACCCAGUUCUGAACGACUAUAAAAAGCAGAUGGGGCCAGCGCCACCCGGUGCUCUUAGCCCGGCAGAUGCCCAAGCUAGGGUUGCGGCCACGAGUCGGCCAAGCCCGAGUGAAAAACCACCCGAACCAAUGAGAAUCCAACAAUAGUGAAGUUCUUAACAACCAUGAUGUCUAGGGCUGUAAAGCUGCUAUUUGAUGCGUCUCUUUUCAAGUUGCAAUGAGACCUUGUUACGAAUUUCUGAUCAAUGGACAGUCUUGGGCCUUCUGCUCGAACACUGUUGGGGAUGUUUUUCCUACACUUCACUGCUUCCUUGUUUGUGCAAUCAUUCUUG